Messenger RNA from Anisakis simplex (herring worm), 564 nucleotides. The record is from the annotation of a GenBank genome assembly. NCBI's taxonomy places the organism in Eukaryota, Metazoa, Nematoda, Chromadorea, Rhabditida, Anisakidae.
CUAGAAAAUCAAGUGCCUCUCGAUGUGGACGCCUAUUCAGGCCAAGCAAAUAGCGCAAACAGUUUCAGAGAGUCGAGAGCGCUGUUGCGGCAAUAUCUACAGGAAAUUGGCUACAGUGAAGCGAUCCUCGAUGUGCGUUCAUUUCGAGCAAAGAACCUUCUGGGUCUGGUGCCACCAGGAGACUGGCCUGGAACGGAUGCGAAUCGGCAAGCAGCUGCAAAAGCGUUGCAAGAUACCGAUCGUGCAGUGAUGGAAGUGGCGCAUUUUCUGAAUAAGAAAAAAGGAGGAGAUACGCAGAAUCGUGGCAUAACUGAUGAUAGUGAUUCUGAUGAUGAAGACAAGGUACGAAAGGGAGCUGGAAAGGAUGGGUUGGAUCCUGAGACAGUGGAUGCAUUGGGAGAGUUUUCAUUCUUGAAAGAGGAUGGCAAUAAAUCGCCUACUGGAACUGCGAAGAAACGUGUUGAUAGUGGAGCGGAUGAAUGGAGUGUCAACCAACAUACCAUCAAUCAAAUGAAGGAAAAAUUCAGGUACUUAAAAGGAUUGAAUGGUUUCUUAACUGGAUAG